GAAAGAGAGAGAAAGAGUGAGAGAGAAAGAGAAAAAGAGAGAGAAAGAAAGAGAGAGAAAGAGCAUCGUGUUCUGCGCAUGCGCAUGAUCGUCAUUUGUUCCAAAUUCACAUCGGUUGCUAUUACGAUCUGUUCGGUACGUAGUUCGGUUUCCUUUAUCGAUGUGUUGUAUUGUUCUCCUUGCCAACUAAAUUGAAGUAUAAUUCUUGGAAAGUACAACAACGUAAAUAAACAAAACACGUUGACGAAUGUUAGACAUAGGUCAAAAAUUAUUCACGUUCUUUUACAAUGUCAGUUUGGCGUAGUAUAUCAGAGUAAUAACAUGACCGUACUUAACCUGUAUAAUAAGAUACAAUCGUCAGAUUUGGUGAGUGCAUUGAAAUUAAUUUGCGCGUAAUAAGUACGUAAUCUUUCUUUAUAACGAAGUGAUACUCGUAAGGAUUAAAGAGAGUGAUUAAAAUCAGUGUUCAUUCGUUCAUUGUGUUUUAUCGUUCGAUUACGUCACUUAAGUCGUAUUGUGUUUCGAAAAAAAAAAGAAAAGAAAGAAGGAAAAUAUCUCGUUAAUGUGAUCUGUGCAUAAAAUUAAAAGUGAUAAUCAGUGUAUAUCAUAUCAUCGAUAUAAUGAUUCAGCCAUCGUAUCAUUUCUCAAGGUGUUGUUAGUGAUACUAAAAUGAAAUAAAUUCGCAACAAUUAUGGAUUACGAGAAGAGGGAUACGAACAGGAUGGAUAUUAUGGAAAGGACGUCAUCGAAGAACAUCGUAAAGGGUCGAAUACUUUACGAUAUACCGUGCAAGGUAUGCCGGGAUCACUCGUCCGGCAAACAUUACGGUAUAUUCGCAUGUGACGGAUGCGCCGGUUUCUUCAAAAGGUCGAUAAGAAGAAAUCGACAAUACGUUUGCAAGGCCAAGUCCGAGGGUGGUUGUAUGGUCGAUAAAACUCAUCGUAAUCAGUGUCGAGCGUGUAGAUUGGCCAAAUGCAUUCAGGCAGGCAUGAACAAAGACGCCGUGCAGCACGAACGUGGACCAAGAAACUCGACUUUACGGCGUCAAAUGGCACUUUAUUUUAAAGAGCCCGAAAUAAUGAGCAACAUAGUACCGCAAUCGACGGCAGCGUUAGAUCUCGCUUUGCCAAAACCACCAACGGAGCCUCGAGUAUCGGUUGCUCCGUCCACCCCUCAUCAUCCUCUUCCUCAUCCGAUUUAUUGCAACAGUAUUGCCUUGCCUAAGAUCCCAGUUACCAUGGCGAAUCUACCUGUGAUCCCAUUGAUACCAGCGAUCACGGCGGAAUCGGUUUGCGAGCAAGCAGCGAGAUUACUUUUUUUGAACGUCCAUUGGGCAAGAGAGUUAGCAGCUGGUACGAAUCUGGUUAUCGAGGAUCAACUGACCUUAUUGGAAUCCUCUUGGAGAGAAUUGUUUUUGUUAGCAGCGGCACAAAUGUUACCAACGUUAGAUCCAACGCCUCUUUUACCACCAGGGACUCAGGGUCUUGGAUUGGCGGUCGAAGUAACGCGUUUCAGGGACACAUUGGCCGGUUUUCAUGCUAUGAAUCUCGAUCAACACGAAUUCGCAUGCGUAAGGGCUAUCGUUCUAUUCAAGGCUGGUCUCGACAGCGAUCCCGUAUCAAGUAGUCGAAGUAGUAGUUCUGGCUCUGCCUCACCUAACAAUGGUACAAGAUUAAAGGAUGCAGUUGCAGUCGCCAGAUUAAGGGACGGUGCACAAUUAGCGCUUGGACAAAGAUUAAGCGGUGCCUCCUUUGGUGCACUUAGGUUUGGAAAGUUGCUCUUAUUAUUGCCAACUUUAAGAUCGGUCUCAACGCACGCGAUCGAGGAACUUUUCUUUAGGCGAACCAUCGGUAUUAUCCCUAUCGAAAGGAUUAUAUGUGACAUGUACAAAUCCGGUUAAAAUCGAAUUUUUAUCUAUUCCUUGUGUAAUUUGUAUUAUUCCUUAAUUAAAGGCCAAAGCGUUAAGAAAAAAAAAAAAAAAGAGAGAG
Messenger RNA from Vespula vulgaris, 1988 nucleotides. RefSeq names its product nuclear receptor subfamily 2 group E member 1 (gene tll). Gene Ontology annotation, molecular function: RNA polymerase II cis-regulatory region sequence-specific DNA binding; zinc ion binding; nuclear receptor activity. The transcript has 4 exons. The coding region runs from base 692 to 1900 and encodes 402 amino acids. The record is from RefSeq and is a predicted model, not a curated record. Lineage: Eukaryota; Metazoa; Arthropoda; Insecta; Hymenoptera; Vespidae. Gene Ontology annotation, biological process: anatomical structure development; cell differentiation; positive regulation of transcription by RNA polymerase II.